UUUACAGGGUAGCAUUGCUCGGAGACACAAAGAUCACAAAUUCAGAUCAAAAUUCUAUCAUGAGCGCAUGCUUUUCUUGCUCUCUGAUUCGUUCCUCACCUCUUAUUCAGGACCCUUACCUUUCAUGGCCGCUCGCAAAAUUAGUUCGGCCAAUUAGCUCUCUCAGGCUCAGAAAAUAUUCCAAUGCGUCUCCAAGAACCGUCGUAAGAGCUGUCGAACAAGGCCUAGGUGUUGUUUCACCAGACGACGUGUCGCUGCUGCAGGACCCUCCGUUGAUUGAUGUUGAUACCAUAGAGAAAGUAAAUGAAGAGGUUCACGGAGUCAUUGAUGGAGUCGCGGACACCAAAUCAGAGGAUAAAGCCCUAACUCCGUCCACUAGAUUUAAGAAGAAGAAGGAGGUUGAAGACAGCUCCGAGAGUAGGUUCAAGUUAAGGAACGGAAGGGAGAUUUUUGAAGAAAAAGCUUACGUUGUGGGUGUUGAGCACAAACGUAGUAAUACUGAGGUUUUAUUUGGUGUAGAGGAAUCACUCAAGGAAUUGACCCAGCUAGCUGAUACUGCUGGACUUAUGGUUGUUGGCUCCACAUAUCAAAAACUCGUUUCUCCAAACUCAAGGACAUACAUUGGAUCUGGCAAGGUUGCAGAAAUCAAGGGUGCAAUUAACGCAUUGGGUGUUGAGACUGUCAUAUUUGAUGAUGAGCUCUCAGCAGGGCAAUUGCGCAAUUUGGAAAAGGCUUUUGGUGGGGAAGUUAGAGUUUGUGAUCGCACUGCCCUCAUUCUGGAUAUUUUUAACCAGCGGGCAGCAACACAUGAAGCAGCUUUACAGGUUGCAUUGGCACAAAUGGAAUACCAGUUACCUCGGCUAACAAAAAUGUGGACGCAUCUUGAGCGUCAAGCAGGAGGCAAGGUGAAGGGAAUGGGUGAGAAACAAAUUGAAGUGGAUAAACGUAUCCUACGUACUCAAAUUGGUGUUCUCAAGAAGGAGCUAGAAUCUGUUCGAAAGCAUAGAAAGCAGUACCGGAAUCAGCGGCUUUCAGUACCUGUUCCUGUAGUAUCUUUGGUUGGGUACACCAAUGCUGGAAAGAGUACUCUUUUAAAUCAAUUGACUGGAGCAAAUGUGCUGGCUGAGGAUCGAUUAUUUGCAACCCUAGAUCCAACCACAAGAAGGGUUCAGGUUGCUGCCUUCAGAGCAACACUGGAGGAGAUAUCAGAGUCAUCAUUAUUAGUGCAUGUGGUGGAUAUCAGUCAUCCCCUAGCUGAGCAACAGAUAGAUGCUGUGGACAAAGUUUUGUCAGAACUAGAUGUGUCCUCAAUUCCAAGGUUGAUGGUGUGGAACAAGGUUGAUAAGGUUAGCAAUCCUGAAAGCAUCAAGUUGGAAGCAGAAAAGAGAGAUGAUGUUGUUUGCAUAUCUGCUCUGAGCGGUGAGGGCGUAAAUGAAUUCUGCAAUGCAGUCCAGGAAAAAUUGAAGGACUCUAUGGUAUGGGUGGAAGCCUUGAUCCCGUUUGAAAAAGGGGAGCUUCUCAGCACCAUACACAAGGUUGGAAUGGUGGAGAGAACGGAACAUACAGACAAAGGGACACUGAUCAAGGCACACGUCCCACUACGGUAUGCAAGGCUGCUAACACCAUUGAGGCAACUGUGCAUAUCAUGAUCUCAAUUUUCUUCAAUGACACAGAGAAAUAUGUGUAAUUAUUCUGUUGUAUAUGUAUCAUUUUUCUGUUGGGUGUAAGGUGCUUAUUAGAAACUAGAUACAGACCACAGAUGUAACCAACUGCAUUUCUUGUCA
This is a messenger RNA of Prunus mume (Japanese apricot), 1784 nucleotides long. NCBI's taxonomy places the organism in Eukaryota, Viridiplantae, Streptophyta, Magnoliopsida, Rosales, Rosaceae. The record is from RefSeq and is a predicted model, not a curated record.